AUGUUAUUAUUAUCAAAACCUCUUAUGGAAAAAAAGCCUAUUGAUCCAGUUAUCCGAGCUCAGGCGGUGGCCUUACAUGGUGCCGGUCUCAACCAGGUUCAAAUUUCAAAACAACUAAAGAUCUCAAGAUGUCGUGUUCAAAAUACGAUCAAACAGUAUGAAGAGCUAUUUCGAUAUGAUGAUCUGAAACACACCGGACGUCCAAAAAAACUUUCUGAUCGUGAAGUUCGGCAUUUGAAAAAAUUGGUCAAAGGAGAUUCCCGCCUUAGCGCUGCGAAAAUAGCGUCGGACUUGACCAGCAGCUUACCAAAACCGGUUACAAUACGAACAGUACGCCGAUAUUUGAAAGAUCUUGGCUUUGAGUACGUAGUGAAAAUCAAGAAACAGUGGUUAAGUGCCCGACAUCGGCAACAGCGUGUUGCCUGGUGCACACAACAUUUGAGCUGGACACAUGAUGACUGA
This is a messenger RNA of Didymodactylos carnosus, 462 nucleotides long. NCBI's taxonomy places the organism in Eukaryota, Metazoa, Rotifera, Eurotatoria, Philodinida, Philodinidae. The record is from the annotation of a GenBank genome assembly.